This is a messenger RNA of Chara braunii, 5944 nucleotides long. NCBI's taxonomy places the organism in Eukaryota, Viridiplantae, Streptophyta, Charophyceae, Charales, Characeae. The record is from the annotation of a GenBank genome assembly.
CGGGCCAUGAAUAUGGCCUUCGCUGAGUUCGUUAACAAAACCCGACUGACCCAGCCCCUGAUCAAUUUCUGCGUGAUUGUGUACAUGGAUGAUAUUUUGGUCUUUUCAAAAACACACGAGUACCACGUGGAACACAUUGAGCGGGUUUUGCAUGCACUGAAAGAUGCGGGGUUCAAAGUGGCCUUGGAGAAAAGCGAGUUCUGCUUGUCGGAGAUCUCAUUCUUGGGGUAUAUCGUCACGGUCGACGGACUAAAACCGGAUCUGAGGAAGGUGGCAGCAGUUCAAGACGCCCCGGCGCCGGUCACACUCACCCAAGUUCGGGCUUUUUUAGGACUGGCAUCCUAUUACCGACGCUUCAUCAAGGGGUUCGCCGGCAUAGCGAAGCCCCUCACGAACCUGCCGAAGAAAGAGGAACAGCUGAUCUGGACGCUGGAAUGCGAAGCGGCGUUUCAGGCGUUGAAGGAGGCUCUGACAUCCACUCCUGUGUUGGCGCGCCCCGACCCGACAAGACCAUUCGCACUGUACACAGACUGGCAGCCUCAGGCGAUAUCGGCGGUGCUGACUCAGCCCGACAAGGACGGAAGGAAGCACGUCAUUGAGUAUGCGUCCAAGACACUGAGCCAGGCGCAGGCUAAUUACGAAGCGUGCAAAGGUGAAUGCCUGGCGGUGGUGUGGGGAAUUCAACGUUUCCGACCGUAUCUAUACGGUCAGAAAUUCGUGCUGGUUACGGAUCAUCAGCCACUGUUGUCCUUACGCAACAACACGGACUACACGGGGACGCUGGGCAGGUGGGCGGUGCGUCUGCAAGACUAUGACUUCGACAUCCGCCACCGUGCCACGCGGCAACAUGGUAACGUCGAUGGAUUAACGCGCCUUAUGCCGCCCAACAAGUGUCCCGCCAACGAGCGACUCAUUCCGUGGAGGCCAGAAGUCGCAGCGACGAAACCGCACUACGGGGAGCUACACGCGCUGCGCGACUCGUUGUUAGAACUUACCAAAGCCGAACGACGGAGAGUCACGGAGCGGGCGCAGGACUAUCGCUGGCAGGGGCCGACGUUACAAAAACGGAAGGUCGAUGACGACGGAGAGUCUAGCUGGUUGAUGGUUCCACACCCUCUUGCUAGGUUCGAUUGGACACGAGCCGCUCAUGAGGAGGAUGCGGUCCAUUUCACGGUCAAGUACACGGAAGAAGCCAUCGAAAAAAAUGGAUGGUAUUGGUUGGGAAUUCGGGAAGAUGUAAAAUACAUCGUUCAGAAUUGCCCGGCCUGCGCGGCGGACAAGGCGCCGGUACAGAUGCCUCGGACGAUGGUGCCCACUCGUGUAGAGCGCCCCUUUCAGAGGGUUAGCAUCGAUACGACGGAUAUCAACGUUCCAAGAGGGCCCGUCGAUCAGGGAGAACUCAAUGUUCUUUUAGUGGCCGUCGAUCAUUUUUCAAAAUGGAUCGAGGCGUAUCCUAUGACCAGCCGGAAUUCGCAGGAAGUAGCCCGGUACGUAAAUCGAUUUUUGUGCAUGGAUCUAGAGGUAGAAGAGGUACACAUGGACAAUGGGUCGGGAUUUCAAGGCGAAGUAGAACGUCACCUAGUCAGGGCGGACGUUAAGAUUAUCUACUCGCCGGGGCAUUGGCCUCAAGCCAACGGCCUGGUAGAGAAUGCCAACCGACUGAUUAAGACGGCCCUUAGAAGGAAUAUCACUGCGGGAGACACCCGACCUUGGCCGGUCAUUGUCGACCACAUUUUGGCCGUUUAUCGGGCCACCCCACACGGUAGUACUGGGGUGUCCCCCUUUCAAUUGAGAACCAAUAGUGUCCCUCAGUUGCGGUACGACAUUCAGCAAGUGAACGUGCCGGCGCCCGGGGUUGCGGAUUUGGCGGCAUACUCGUUGCUUUGCGAUCGGCUGAUGUAUGCGGGGGUGUACGUGGACGUGACGCAAUUGCCUGGCCGGGAGACGACCCGAGUAUUCAUUGAGUUCCGCGCGCUCCAGGUGGCACCCAAUUUCGUGCACAGCGUCGCCACCUUCAUCGGAGACUUGACGAUCCUACCGCAGCCGAAUCGGGAGCCGGCGCGCAGCUUUGUGCGCGAAUACGCGGUCGAAGCGGCCAGAUCAGUGGCCAGAUUGCAAGGUCGGGGGGGACACCGAUUCACAACCCACAAAGUGCUGCUGCGUAGGGCAGAGGACGGACCGAUUGCAUUGGUGCCGCAGCUCCCCGCGCUUGUCCCUCCCGCUGCUCCUCUCAACUUCCAAGCUAUUCCCCCUAUCCCACGCGUGGGAGUUGCACCGUGCGCUGUACAAGUCGGUGGCGCUGGGGAUCUGGGAUUGUUGGAGCUCAUACAUCUUGAGCUCCUCUCCAUUGCGCAAGUGAUCGCGAGCGAGGAGGAGAAGAUCCAACCACGAUUGCGGACGGCGACGGCCCCGCGGAGAACGUACAAUGAGGUCAUCAUCCCGGAUUACAUUGCGCAGCGCGCGGAGAGAUUGGAGGACUUCCCGGAGGAAAGGCCGUUGCGUCCUCCCUCGUCGUAUCCUCGACCAGCACCACUGAAGGCCCCCAAGAAGACGACGAAGAGGAAGAGACGCCACCCGUCGCCAGGAGCGCAAGGCAGCAGGAUCGACGACGGCGAGGAGGUGAUUCAGCCCGCGCGUACGCGGAUUCCUGACCCUGUGCCUGGGAGUGGGGCGACGCUCGUUAAGGAGACUAUCGUGCCAUCGCCGCCCAUUCCGCGUGUGCCCGAUCUCAAUCUUGAUGGAGCCGGGCCAUCAUCAGCAGCAGCAGCCGGAGGAGGAAGCCGAAUGGGAUUUCCGGAUCCCAUAUCCAGACCCCCCGUCCUCGCGGGACCUCUCCGUACCUCGAAGAUGGAGCUGGAGCUAUGGCGCCACAGGGGAGGUUCUGCCCGUUUUGUGCGGCGACGGCAGGUCUUCGGCAAGUGGUGCAGGGGAGGUGCUGCCCGUUUUGCACGGCGGCGGCAGUGUGGUUUGUUGACGUACUGCGGAAGCGCUGCAGAUUUUUGCGGCGACAGCACCGGGUUUAGUGGCGGUGGUGCGGGAGCGCUGCCGAAAUUUUGUGGCGGUGGCAUUGGUUUAACGACGGUGGACAACUUGCUAGCAGAUAAAGUACUAGCACAAAUUGCAGGUUCGGAACGGUGGACAAAGCUGUCACUUUUUGGUAGAGCCCUGGUGCUCUCUACAACAGCGUUUUCCUUGCUUUGCUUCCCACUAUCUAUCCAUCUGCUGGGGGACACAGCAUACAGGAAAAUAAAGAAGACAGCAACCAGGUACUUGUGGAAGCCGGACGCGACAGCAGACCAAGGUUUCCUAUCAAAGUUGGCAUGGGAGGUGGUGGUCAUUCCAAAGAAGAAGGGAGGCCUGGGGAUCCUAGACCCCCGACAGCAGAACACUGCCCUCCUGGCUAAAUGGCCGGUCAAGGCCAUGACGGAUUUGGAUGACAAGAUUUGGAAGGAGAUGGCGGAAUAUGUUGUACAGGGGAGCGAGUGGGACUUGCAAGAUCAUUCCAAGGCAGGAGGACGGACGGGGUUCUCGAGUUUCAAUUACGAGAAAUUUAGUGUAGCUCUGUGCAUCCUUUCAGACUGGCGUGGCAGCGAGUGCGCAGCGGUGAAGCAACCGGGUUUUGGUAACGUUAGAGGCAUCAUAAAUGCGCAUCAGGUUGCUGGUGAGAAAUCUGUGGUUGGGGGCAGCAUUAUGAGGUACGAUCCGUACAAGUUUGUGGUGAUGCCCUUUGGCCUAUGCAAUGCCCCUGGGACAUUCCAGCACGCUAUGAAUAGGAUCUUUCAUGAGUACUUAGACAAGUUUAUCGUCGUGUACCUCGAUGACAUUCUUAUCUUUAGUAGGACUGUAGAGGAGCACGCUGAGCACUUGAAAAUAGUGCUAGGUCUCCUAAGACAGCACCGAUACAAGAUGAACUUCGAGAAAUGCGAGUUCGGUCGCACUAAGAUCUUGUACUUGGGUCAUGAAAUCUUUGCGGAAGGGUUGAGGCCGGACGAUGCCAAAGUGGCCAGCAUACGGGACUGGCCCAAACCUCAGACUGUUACUGAGGUCAGAUCGUUUUUGGGGAUGACGGGCUACUAUCGUCCGUUUGUUAAGAACUAUAGUACUAUAGCUUCCCCAUUAACAGAUCUAACUCGACUCGACACCCCUUGGGCGUGGCCUGAAGAGUGUGAAGCGCCCUUCAAGAAAUUGAAGUAUGCACUGACACACUACGAAGUCCUCAAACUUGCGGAUCCUGAACAUCCCUUUGUUGUGACCAUAGACGCCAGUCAAUAUGGCAUAGGCGCGGUCCUUGCGCAAAAGGAGGGGAAGAAGUUUAGACCGAUCGAGUAUAUGAGUAAGAAGAUGACGUCACAAAAGCUAGCAAAGUCCACGUAUGAACAUGAGCUUUAUGCCCUAUAUAGAGCGCUGGUCAAUUGGAGAUAUUAUCUCCUAGACAGAUUCUUCUACGUGAGAUCUGACCAUGAGACCUUGCACUGGAUCAAGACACAGCCUGUGCUCUCUGACGCACUCAAGCGAUGGAUACAAGUGAUAGACAUGUAUGACUACCAAUUUGAUCCGAUCAAGGGAGAGUACAAUAAAGUGGCUGAUGCACUAUCUCGGCGGGUAGAUUAUCUGGGCGCGCUAGUCACUGAGUUUGGCAUAUCUGACGAACUCACUCGAUCACUGGUGGAAGCGUAUCGAGAAGAUCCAGUUUUGUCUGAGAUCAUUCGCAAACUGGAGGCUAAGGAUAAAGCCACCUCCGAUGAGUUUGUGCUGACGUACUGUAGUACGACGCCUGUUGCAGAAGAGUCUCAGGUCGCAUUCUCCACGUCUUGUUUGGGAGGAGAAGCAAAGGCGUGGGUCCUAGCUGAGGCUAACACGGCAGGUUUUGACGACAUCGGUAAGUGGGCUGGAACAAUGACUCUAAAGCAGUUCCUUGAUAAGAUCAAGGAACGCUUUCUUGAUAAGACAACGACCGAUAAGGCCUUCGACCAGCUUACUACGAUUGGACAGAAACACUGGACGUCUGUGCAGGCUUUGUCUCACGAGGUCGAUCGCUUGUUGCAAGUACCAGGCUUAAAUCUGCAGGAUGAUCAGGUCCUGUAUAUUUAUGCCCGGGCCUUACCUGAACCUAUAAGAAGUCAGUUAGUGGCCGAGUCAAAGUCAGGUGCAGGUGCGAGAUACGGUAAGCGAGUCCUUUGGCGCCAAAAGCGUCAAGACCACAUGCUUGCCGUCUUUGACGACGACACAAUGGAGAAGCUACCGUUAGAAGAAGAAGGAGUUCUCAGCAACAGUGAGUCCGGAAAGGGGGACGUCACUGAUGCCGUGGUCAACAAAGGAGGACCACGAGGUCUGUAUCGAGGGAGGAAACCACGCUCGUUUCCUGCGCACCCAGGUAUCGCGGCAUUCAAGCCGUGGGAAAAGAUGGAGAUUGACCAAAAGACCUGGCAGGAUAGAAUGGAUAUCGCGCAGUGUUUGAAGUGUGGAAAGGAGGGACACAUCAUUGCAUGGUGUCCACUCAUUCGACACCCAAAAGCGAACCGCCAGUAGGAGUAGCAUCUGCUCCUACUGAGUUGAAGAAGUCAGACGAUGAGAAAGGUAAGGCGCCUACUAACCCUUUCACUUCUUCGACUUGCGUGGCAGACGAUGGUUGUUCUCCGGCCCAUCAUCCAUAUCACCCUGAAUCUGUCUUAUGUUCUGUCUCUGUGGAUGACUCCUUUGAUGAGCUUGGUAAUGAGUUGCUGGCACUACGAAGCUCAUGGGCAAAGAAAGCAAAGUCUAAGGGUGUACUAUUACUCGCGGAUGUAGAGAUCGCACACGAACGGACGAGUGCACUUUUAGACUCAGGAUCUACACUGUCCUACAUUUCUGAGAGAGCUAUUCGCAAGCUUCAUCUUGGAAUGAAGGUAAAGUGUUUAGCACAACCUAUCACGUCUAUUCUUGCUGAUAAAAGCAUGAUCACUGU